ACGAGGAGACUUUUUCAACUACAUGUGUCCCACAGAAGAAAUUCGUCUUUAUAAGGACACAUAAGACAGGCAGUACCACAACAAUCAACAUCUUCCAGCGUUUCGCCAUUCACAACAAACUGAAGGUACUGAUGCCGGUGGGACCGGGAAUACUAAGUUGGCCGUUCCCCCCAGAAGAAAAUGAGUACGUCCACACGCCAGACAAAAAAUACGACGCACUUGUGCAUCAUUUUGUGUACAACAAGACGUGGCUACGGAGCAAGUUUCCUCCGGAGACAAAGUAUAUAUCUAUAAUAAGACAACCAUUCAGUCAUCUCAAGUCUCAGAUUAAUUACUUCCACCUCCCAAAGGCCCUUGGCAUACAGCACACUAAGAAUCCAGUGAAAAAGUUCCUGAAGGACCCCUGGCGGUACAGGAACGGAUCUGAAACAUUCUUCCCUCACGUGAACAUCACGUGGGACGGGACCAGGAACCCCAUGACCUUUGACAUGGGGUGGCCGGCCGAGAGGGCAGAUGAUGAAGAGGAAGCUCGCAAGUACAUCAGUCAGUUAGACGCUGACUUCACUCUCGUGAUGAUCCUAGAACAUUUGGAUGAAUCUGUCGUUCUUCUGAGGCGUUUGAUGUGCUGGGAACUCCGAGACGUUUUGUUUUACUCUAAGAGUAAAAACUCGCGCCCUUACUUGUACAAGACGUACGUGGCAGCAGCAAAAGAAUUGGAGAACCACCGUAGCUGGAGCGCCAUUGAUUACAUGUUGUACAACACGUUCAACAACUCACUAUGGCGAAAGAUCAACGCCCAGGGUCCAGAAUUUUAUGACGAGUUGAAAUAUUUCAAACGCAUCAAGGAUGACGUCAGUGACUUUUGCAUGAGGACAAUGAAAGGUCAGAGUGAAGGCAAACAAACAAAGGUCAUAACCGCAUCCAAAUGGAAUCCUGAAUUUGAAGUGGACAAGGAUUACUGUUGGGAAAUAACAAGAGCAAAGGCAUAUAACCUUGACUUGGAGAUUAGAGGACGAGGGUAUACCAAAGAAGAGAUGAGAUUUAGCGUCAUGACUCUAACAUUUAACUACAGGCUUUUACACUUGGGACUGCCAACAUUUAAAAAUAUAGGGGAGGCCAGUGCCGCUGGUAUUAAGGGUUCAUUAUUUAGAAAACGAGAACGCCAUAAUACAGCGCUUGGUUAACACAUAUUAAGUCAUACCACGGUUCUUAUCAUGGCGUGCGGAUAGUUUAGAAUUUUCAAGAUGUAUUUUGAUGUGCAUCACAUCUUUGCUCAAUAAAAUAACUUAAUGUUGUCUUUAUAUGAAUGCAUGGGCUGCGUAUUAGGCCCCAACAUCUCCAACCAGGACCCACUAAAACCUAAUGAAAAGGCCGUGGCCUGGCUGCAGUACUGGCACGGAACGAUAGGAUGAUGAUGUGGCUCAUAGCUAUACGAAUAUUAUCGCAUAUUGUGAUGAUUGCUUUCGUGUUGUUG
Branchiostoma floridae (Florida lancelet) is the source of this 1474-nucleotide messenger RNA. Its product is annotated as galactose-3-O-sulfotransferase 3-like. Gene Ontology annotation, molecular function: galactosylceramide sulfotransferase activity. Gene Ontology annotation, biological process: glycolipid biosynthetic process. The record is from RefSeq and is a predicted model, not a curated record. The coding region runs from base 132 to 1184 and encodes 350 amino acids. NCBI's taxonomy places the organism in Eukaryota, Metazoa, Chordata, Leptocardii, Amphioxiformes, Branchiostomatidae. The transcript has 5 exons. Gene Ontology annotation, cellular component: membrane.